Molecule: messenger RNA, 3147 nt
Organism: Xenopus laevis (African clawed frog)
Lineage: Eukaryota; Metazoa; Chordata; Amphibia; Anura; Pipidae
Gene: tlr1.L
Product: toll-like receptor 1 L homeolog
Exons: 3
Coding region: 206-2578 (790 amino acids)
Biological process (GO): inflammatory response; cellular response to bacterial lipopeptide; immune response
Cellular component (GO): plasma membrane; membrane
Molecular function (GO): lipopeptide binding; signaling receptor activity; Toll-like receptor 2 binding
Source: RefSeq, a predicted model, not a curated record
UUUCUCUCUCUCGUUCUCUGUAAUUCGUUCCUGGAUGUGUCUAACAUUGCAUGUGCCUGCUUUUUCUCCUCUGCUGAAGAACAGACGGCCUUCAAUCAGAUUUUUUCCUUGUGUUGGAAUACCAAUUAAUCCUUAAUUAACCACCAAGCAUGAGGCUAUCUAUAGUCACUAAGUAAGGUUUCUGUGUGAGCACUUUACUACCAUCAUGAAAGUCCAUCCUGAUGGCUACUUGCAUUUCCUCUUCAUGUACAGCAUUUAUAUACUAACUCAGCCUGAAAGCAGCAGAGCCUUGAUCAACAAGAGGAAGCUGCAUGAAAGCUUCUCAAACUGUCCCUCUUUGGAAACUCAGCUGAACUUUACUCAAAGGAACAUAACUCAGCUUCAAACAAGUGACUUUAGUUGUUUUUUACAGUUAAAAUUUCUAAAUAUUUCACAUAAUUCAAUUGAAGAACUAGACUGUUCAGUGUUUCAGUUCAAUCCUUCUCUGGAGUAUUUGGACAUAUCAAACAACAGACUGAAUACUAUACAAUGCCAUUCAUUGCAAUAUAUUAAAAACAUUAAGCAUCUGGACCUUUCCUACAAUAACUUUAAAAAACUGAAUUUUUGCAAGGAAUUUACAGCACUGUCUCAACUAAAAUAUAUUGGUCUCAGUGCUGGGAAGAUCCAAAAUGACAGUUUUUUAAAUAUUGCAUCUAUGCAACUUGAAUAUGCAUUUUUGGGAAUGGAAGAAUGGAUGGAAUAUGAAAAUGGGAGCUUAAAACUGUUGAAUACAAACAAAUUACAUAUCAAUCUACCAACAAACCUAAAUCUAGCAAGUUCUUACCUUCUGAGUGAUGCUUUGGACACCUCCAGAACUCUAGAGGUCUCUGGGGCACAAUGUGAUGGGCACUGUGAUUAUUUCACAAAGCCCUUUUCCACAAUUACUAAAAAUUCCAAAGUAGUGACACUAAUUAUCAGUAAUGGCACACUGCCAGGAAAUGAAAUCCUUAAAAUUAUUCCGCCUGUUUGGGAUUCAUCAGUAGAGCAUAUACACAUUAAAAUGUUCAGACUUUUGCAUCAGCUCAUGUAUGUUAAAAUAGACUUUACGCAUCAUUCUAUAAAAUCGUUUUCAGUAGAGGGUCUGAUUAACGAGGUAGUUUCUUACGAAGGUACUCAUCCCCUUAAUAUGUUUGCAGAAAUGCUUGUGGAAAAUUUAACAUUCUCAAAUGCAGAAAUUAUACACUUUUUUUGUCCUCCAGCACCCAGCAUUUUCAAGUUUCUAAACCUUCCAAACAACAGAAUUACAGAUGAGAUUUUUCUAAACUGUGCCAAUGUCGGUGCAUUGGAAUUCCUUAAUUUACAAAACAACAAAUUAGAGCAAAUUACAAAAAUAAGUUUGAUGACUCUUACAAUGACAAAACUCAAGCACCUGGACCUCAGUAAAAAUGGACUUCUCCGUGACAAUAAUGAACAUUGCAGCUGGUCAGAUUCUCUUAUUUUUCUGAAUUUAUCUGAAAAUAGGCUUACAAAUUCAGUGUUUGGUUGCCUUCCUAUCAACAUCCAGACUCUAGAUCUCUCUAAAAAUCAAAUCACCAGCAUCCCAAUAGAAGUUAAGAAUUUUGAGUCUCUUAAAGAACUAAAUUUGGCUUGUAACCGUCUAACAGAUAUUCCCGACUGCCGCAAUAUUGGCAAUAACUUGAAGGUCCUUAAUGUUGAUGAAAACUUUAUAAAUUUACCAUCAAAAGAAUUUUUGGAAAACUGUAAAUAUGUUUACCUAAGUGCUAGAAAAAAUAAAUUUCAGUGCAACUGUGACCUGAGGGAGUUUGCCAAGACUGGCGCAAAGCUUGUUGGAUGGCCAGAGUCCUAUGAAUGUGCAUAUCCAGAAAACGUUAGAGGAGUUUUUCUUCAAGAUUUUCAUCUAUCUGAAAUUUCUUGCAAUAUAUCAUUGCUUCUAGGAGUUGUAUUGGGCACAAUAUUUAUUGUAUCAAUCAUUGUGGUUUCUGCAUGUUUUUAUUUUGACGUGCCAUGGUAUAUUCGUAUGUUGUUCAGAUGGUUUAGAACAAAACACAGGUCAAGGAAAGUAAACCUGCAAGAAAUUCAGAAUGACAAACUAUUCCACGCAUUUAUUUCUUACAGUCAGGAAGACUCAGAAUGGGUUAAAAGCAUGUUACUACCAAAUCUUGAAAGAAAAGAUGGAUCAAUAAAAAUCUGCCACCAUGAAAGGCAUUUUAUUCCUGGCAAAGCAAUCAUUGAAAAUAUAAUUGACUGCAUCGAAAAAAGUUUUAAGUCCAUUUUUGUUUUGUCUCCUAAUUUUAUUCAAAGUGAUUGGUGUCAUUAUGAGCUGUAUUUUGCCCAGCACACUUUAUUUGGGAAAAAUUCCAAUAAUUUGAUUCUUAUUUUAUUGGACCCCAUCCCACAGUAUUUAAUUCCCAAUAAGUAUAACAAAUUAAGAUCAAUAAUGAAGCAUAGGACAUAUCUUGAGUGGCCAAAGGAAAGAGGCAAGCAAGCCCUUUUUUGGGCUAACCUCAGGGAAGCCAUUCAUGUAAACCUUUCUAUUAAAGAGGAAUUUGUGGCAGAUACUGAAGUUAUAAUAGCAUAAUAAAAAAAAUCGCCAGUUGCUCCCCUAAAGAAUUUGUGUUUAAGCAACUCCCUCCAUUACCAGUUUGAAUAACAUGCCUUCCUACAAAAUCCCACACUUCAUAAAUAUUAGUUACAUGUUCUUUCAAAAAACUGCAUUUUUCACAUUAAUAUUUACUGAAAAAAAUAUCAAAUGCUGUAAGUCAAUGGGCUCCUCAAGUCACAGUCCCCAUCCCCUGGAAUGGACAUGGAACUCUUUAUUUACUUUAAUACUCUCCUUCAUACACUGCUCAAUCCAAACUACAAAGUGUGUUAGCUGCAGAGCACUCUUUUUCUACUCUGUUAUGUACUGUAACACUGCUGUACUACAAUGGUUAAUUUAGGUUUGUAAAAAUAUUUAUUACAAGGCAAAUCAUAUAUUUACAAAUUUGGUGCAAAUGUUUUCAAUGAGCAAAGCAAUCCAUAAGGUAUAUAUGGUCAUGGAUAUACAGUAAAUUACAUGAUGUUAUGACAAAUGUCUCAUUGCAGAGAUCCUGUAUAUAAUGUAAGUUUAUUUUUGGUACAAAUAUUAAAAUACAAAUGUCAAAAUGA